AUGUCUGCUGAAUCUCCCCUCCCCUCAGUUCAUACAAGAACAACACUCGGCCCUGCACCCAAUGGCUUGGGGAAUGGUCUGUUCGCAUCAGAAGACAUCUGUACCGGAGAAGACGUCUUGAGGAUUAGUGCACCCUUUGUGGCAGUGCUGGAUACGCCGCGGUUGAGCGAUACGUGCUCUGGGUGCUUUGGAAAGAGGCAGCUAAAUGUGGGUGCGGAUCUGGAUUUGAGGGCGUGUACUGGGUGUCAGGUGGUAAAGUAUUGUGAUAGGGCAUGUCAAGCCAAAGACUGGAAAUUCGCGCAUUCUCAUGAAUGUCGGAUCUUCAAAGAACUCUCUCCUCGGGUUCUCCCUAAUAACGCCAGGGCAAUGCUCCGGAUGUUACUGCGCAGUACGAAGAAGAAAUAUAGCAAUCAAGAGGUUGAUCUCUUCGUCCAGCUGGAGACGCAUAUCCGGGAUAUUCGUGAGCGGAAUAUGGCGCAGUGGGAGCGGAUUUCACUGUCUGCGAAGGCUGUGAAGAUGUAUUCUGGGAUUGAUAUGAAAGAAGAGCUGAUUUUGGCUUUUGGUACAAAGCUGGACCUUAAUGCGUUCAAUCUUACAAACCCAUUGUAUGACCGGAUUGGGCUGUAUUUGCACCCAUAUGCGGCCCUUAUUAACCAUAGUUGUGAUUAUAACUCGACUGUUGGGUUCGACGGGGAUGAACUUUUCGUCAAAGCUGUCCGGCCGAUCAAGAAGGACGAGCAGAUCUUCAUCUCGUAUAUUGACGCCACUAGUCCGUACGACGUUCGUCACAACGAGCUGUCAGAACGAUACUACUUCGACUGCCAGUGCUCGAAGUGUUUAAAGGGCACAGAUACGCCCGAAGAUAAAUUCCUAACAACAACGCUCGACAGUGCUGCAUUUGCAGCAGCAGAGACAAAAGCACAAGCCUUCAUGGGAUCCGCUUCUGCCCCCAACUGUGAACCAACAGGAGCCGUCCGCAAACUGGAAUCAGCCAUGCAAGUCCUGGACCAAACCUCCGCAUGGCCCAUCACCAGACAGCCCUAUAUCUUCCUACGCGACGAGUUAAUCGCAUCCUUACUCUCCAACGGACAGUUCAAAACAGCUUUCGUUCAGGCCGCGGUUCGCUAUAUACGCGUUGAUCCAAUCGUCUACCCCUACGACUCUCACCCCAUCCGCCAUGUACAUGCAUGGGCACUGGCGAGGCUUGCUAUCCACCUGUCUCAGGGGAUAGAGACAAACACAGGCGACGAUGUUGCGCUUGAACGCUUCGAGUUAAACUUCAGUCUUAUUAUCUGGUCUUUAUUGAAUAAGCUAAUUAAUAGGGAGUCAGAGAGCUGUACUGUGCCUAGCUUUAAAAGGAUGGUGCAGCUGGCGUUCUAUGAGGUGCAUAAGGAGUUUGUUUCGAAUGGACUGGAUCCUUCUAAUAUGGCGGAUGAGAUUGAAAGGGAGUGGGAGAAGAUGGAUGGCGUUGUUUUUUCUAUGUCGGAGAGAAAGUGA
This is a messenger RNA of Aspergillus glaucus CBS 516.65, 1497 nucleotides long. RefSeq names its product S-adenosylmethionine-dependent methyltransferase. Lineage: Eukaryota; Fungi; Ascomycota; Eurotiomycetes; Eurotiales; Aspergillaceae. Gene Ontology annotation, cellular component: nucleus. The record is from RefSeq and is a predicted model, not a curated record. Gene Ontology annotation, molecular function: protein binding. The coding region runs from base 1 to 1497 and encodes 498 amino acids. The transcript is spliced from 3 exons.